Galeopterus variegatus (Sunda flying lemur) is the source of this 1684-nucleotide messenger RNA. It is a transcript of the gene ADRA1B, whose product is annotated as adrenoceptor alpha 1B. Gene Ontology annotation, biological process: regulation of vasoconstriction; positive regulation of cytosolic calcium ion concentration; adenylate cyclase-activating adrenergic receptor signaling pathway. The record is from RefSeq and is a predicted model, not a curated record. Gene Ontology annotation, cellular component: membrane. The transcript has 3 exons. Gene Ontology annotation, molecular function: alpha1-adrenergic receptor activity. The coding region runs from base 194 to 1684 and encodes 496 amino acids. Lineage: Eukaryota; Metazoa; Chordata; Mammalia; Dermoptera; Cynocephalidae.
GGCGAGCGGGCGGCUCGGUGCGGGCAGGAGACGCGCCGCCGGGCUGGGCUGCCCGGGGGAGAUGACUUCUCGCCAGGAGGGCGCUCUGGCAAGAAGACCUCGGGGGAAGCAAAGUUUCAGGACAGCUGAGGAGCCUUGACCGCAGCCCUUCCGAGCCCCAUCACUCCCCUGGCUAUGGAGGGCGGACUCUAAGAUGAAUCCCGACCUGGACACCGGCCACAACACAUCAGCACCUGCCCACUGGGGAGAGUUGAAAGAUGCCAACUUCACUGGCCCCAACCAGACCUCGAGCAACUCCACGCUGCCCCAGCUGGACGUCACCAGGGCCAUCUCCGUGGGCCUGGUGCUGGGCGCCUUUAUCCUCUUUGCCAUCGUGGGUAACAUCCUAGUUAUCCUGUCCGUGGCCUGCAACCGGCACCUGCGGACACCCACCAACUACUUCAUCGUCAACCUGGCCAUUGCCGACCUGCUGCUGAGCUUCACCGUCCUGCCCUUCUCGGCUGCCCUGGAGGUGCUCGGCUACUGGGUGCUGGGGCGGAUCUUCUGCGACAUCUGGGCAGCCGUGGACGUCCUGUGCUGCACAGCAUCCAUUCUGAGCCUGUGUGCCAUCUCCAUCGAUCGCUACAUCGGGGUGCGCUACUCGCUGCAGUACCCCACGCUGGUCACCCGGAGGAAGGCCAUCUUGGCGCUCCUCAGCGUCUGGGUGUUAUCCACAGUCAUCUCCAUCGGGCCUCUCCUUGGGUGGAAGGAGCCGGCGCCCAAUGAUGAUAAGGAAUGCGGGGUCACCGAAGAACCCUUCUACGCCCUCUUCUCCUCCCUGGGCUCCUUCUAUAUCCCUCUGGCGGUCAUUCUGGUCAUGUACUGCCGAGUCUACAUCGUUGCCAAGAGGACCACCAAGAACCUGGAGGCGGGAGUCAUGAAGGAGAUGUCCAACUCCAAGGAGCUGACCCUGAGGAUCCACUCCAAGAACUUUCAUGAGGACACCCUCAGCAGUACCAAGGCCAAAGGCCACAACCCCAGGAGUUCCAUAGCUGUCAAACUUUUUAAGUUCUCCAGGGAAAAGAAAGCAGCCAAGACCUUGGGCAUUGUGGUUGGUAUGUUCAUCUUGUGCUGGCUACCCUUCUUCAUCGCUCUACCACUUGGCUCGCUGUUCUCCACCCUGAAGGCCCCCGACGCCGUGUUCAAGGUGGUGUUCUGGCUGGGCUACUUCAACAGCUGCCUCAACCCCAUCAUCUACCCGUGCUCCAGCAAGGAGUUCAAGCGCGCCUUCGUGCGCAUCCUGGGGUGCCAGUGCCGCGGCCGUCGCCGCCGCCGCCGNCGGAGCUCUGAUCGCCCUUCUCGGGCGCGGGCGCAGUACGCGCCCAGGUGCGCGGGUCCCUCCUGCGGCCCCCCUGGCUGGCGCCGCGGCGUCUCCAGCUGCACGCAGCAGAGAAGGCGAAGCCUCCCGGGGCCGCCGCUCGCCGUCUGGAGCGGGGCAUCCUUCUUCGUACGUGCAGAGACUGAGAAACAGUUCUUUAGACACUGCAGCGACCGACACCGCUCCACGCCCCCUUCUCUUGAGCCGGUGCUUGGAGUGGAGCAAGCUCGGCUUGGCGGGGGACAGGGGCGCCACCUGCUGUCCAACGCGCGGCAGCGACGGGAGUGUAGAGGAAGUUGCUUUACAAUCAGCUUGUGCUGCUCUUAG